Messenger RNA from Peronospora farinosa, 357 nucleotides. The record is from the annotation of a GenBank genome assembly. NCBI's taxonomy places the organism in Eukaryota, Oomycota, Peronosporomycetes, Peronosporales, Peronosporaceae.
AUGAUUCGCUCUUCAACCGAAUGGGUAGACAAUGUCAGUGUUAAAGCAGUUGAAGAUACUUUGCAAUCGAACGGUUUCUGGACGACCCUCUUGACCGGUUACCGGGUCACGCGGGUCAUUGAGGUCAAGCAGCGCUUCCAAUCGAUGGGAAAGAGUCUGGGACUACGUGCAGAAAAACCACCUGCUGCAGAAGGCAAUCUCGCUCACUUGGCCGACGUGCUCGAUUUCAAGAGCAAAAAUGCGCAGUAUGAAGUGCUGGAAAAGACCAAGACGGCAAAGACCACCAAGUUUCAGCUGAAAACGGCUGUUUGCGAGUCUAGUUGUUCUACGAUGGACUCCGUAUGCUCGGAACGAUGA